AUGACGGGGACUUAUUUCGAGUUCUUCGAAAACGAUCCCAAGGAAGAAGAUUUUAUCGAAUUCAUUGAAUCCCAUCCUUUAUGCGUGUCCGAAAAAUCCCCGGAUGAUCAUGAGUGGUCACCCCUCUACCAUGCGACAAGCGCAGGAUUCAACAACAUUGUCAAAGCUCUUCUCAAGCACAACCUAGAGGUUGAUUUUAAAGACUCCCAUGGACGAACGCCUCUAUGGAUAGCAGCCAGCAAUGGAGAGGAGGAAAUUGUCAAGGUGCUCCUGCAGAAUAGGGCAUCACCUUCAGUCGAAUGCUGUACAUGCAAAACCAGUGUACUUCACAUUGCCGUUCAAAAGAGACACCUCGAAGUAGUAAGAUUGCUAGUUACGGAGAAUAUAGAUAUCGAUCCUGAAGAUGCCCGAGGCGAGACACCUUUGUUUAAAGCGGUUAGGAAUAACGACCUAGAAAUGGUAAAAGAGUUGGUAGAGCGCGGGGCCUCCAAGUCAAUUCAAAACGAUGACGGGAAGACUUUAGAGAUGCUAGUUACAGAGGCAGGUGAUGGUGUAUAUGUGGACCCAAGGGUAGAAACUGAAAUCACUGGUAGGAUUAGCUCGAGAGCCAAUGACGAUUACAGAGUCGACAAAUACGACGAAGACGACAUAUACGACUACGACAACGAUCCAUACCUCAACAAAUUUCUUGACCAUAUUGAGGAUAGAGGACUUGGAGCGUUUUUCACCCGUGACGGCGCUAACCUCAAAGAAUCUCUCCGUCCAUACACCACCCAAGCCAGGACGCUGAUUAAAGAACUAGACGCGGAAAAGGAAGAAUCUGCUUCAGAAGUGGCAUUGCUCACUUUGUAUGACCUUGCUAUUCUCAUUGGUAAUAAUAAGCCCAUACCGGAGACUGAUCUUGCUGAUUUAAAGGCUGACUUGUUUAUUUCAACAGAUGAUAGUACAUCGAUGCAGUGGGAGGAACAAGGUACACGAAUCCAGGUUCUUGUGGACUUUAUGAAAGCAAUCUCCCAUAUAUAUUCCUUCGCCGGUGAUGGAAGAAACGGUAAAAUACGAAGGAUACAGUUCCUAAAUAGUAGGAAAGGCGGUGACUUUGUCGAUAGUGCUUCAUUAGAGAAGCUACUCCAUAACCACUCCUACUCCGGCAUGACAAGGAUAGGGACCCAGCUUAAAAAGAAGAUUUUGAUCGAUUUGGUCUCCUCAAAGAUGCCGAAGCCUCUUCUUGUAAUAAUCAUAACGGAUGGAGAGCUGUCUCAUUUAAGUUUUGUCGUAUCGGAGAUGACCAAGGCGCAAAAAGACCUGCUUCAGGAACUUGACGACCAUGAGGAAUUAGGGAAACAUAUUGAUUGUCAGCGAGCGCAUGUCGAUCUUACGUCUAUUCUCAACCGAACUCAUUCAUUUGAGGAGAUUACAAAACUCUUGAUUGGCCCUAUAGUAAAAUUUGGAAAAUAUGACUCACCACCUAAGGAAGAUAGAAAUUUGCAAAACCUUCCAUAUCACGAUAUCCUCCCAGACAACGAUGAUUAUCCCUUUUUGACCGGCACCUCGACCCCAAUCACUGAGAGAGGAUCCUCGAUCCCAAUCACUGAGAGAGGAUCCUCGAUCCCAAUCACUGAGAGAGGAUCAUCGACCCCAAUCACUGAGAGAGUAUAUCCACUAGCAGUAGACAGCGGGAGGCCGCAGGAGGCCGCAAAGGCAGCGACGACACAGCUGCAUAGCAGCAGGGUUGCGGGAACUACACAGCUGCGUGACAUCCGUACUGCGGGAACUGGACUCCUGCGUGGCCCAGGCACUAGCACAGCAGGCAGGCAGGCUGAAAACCUCAAAGUCCCAAAGACCCGUCACCCCAAGCCCGUCAUGAGUCUGUUCAAAGCGGGCAUGGGUAGGCUAAAGCUACGCCUAUAA
Messenger RNA from Morchella sextelata, 1908 nucleotides. RefSeq lists its product as uncharacterized. NCBI's taxonomy places the organism in Eukaryota, Fungi, Ascomycota, Pezizomycetes, Pezizales, Morchellaceae. The record is from RefSeq and is a predicted model, not a curated record. Gene Ontology annotation, molecular function: protein binding. The transcript has 5 exons. The coding region runs from base 1 to 1908 and encodes 635 amino acids.